AUGGCCGUGAAGAGGAUCACAGAGACGGUGUGGUUCAGCCAUGAGAUCUAUCUGGUUAAAGAUGCCGGGCUCAUCCAAAUAAAAGGGACCAUUGCUGUAUGGCCUGAUACGCAAGUAGACAUCGAAAGCCUUUCCUUCGACGGCAACGAAGUUGGAGGAUUCAGCGGGAUCGUCUCAGACGGAUUAUGGUUCCGACGCUCAGUCAAUCUUCCAGAUAUCAGAGGACUUGUCACUUUUGAUUUGAAUCACAACUCAGUUUGUGUCCAUAUCGAUGUGAUUAGGAAAGGUGGGGAGCAUAUUGAUCUAUACCAUCCAGUUGCCGUUGCCGUUCUUGGGUAG
Penicillium coprophilum is the source of this 339-nucleotide messenger RNA. RefSeq lists its product as uncharacterized. NCBI's taxonomy places the organism in Eukaryota, Fungi, Ascomycota, Eurotiomycetes, Eurotiales, Aspergillaceae. The record is from RefSeq and is a predicted model, not a curated record. Bases 1 to 339 code for a protein of 112 amino acids. The transcript is spliced from 2 exons.